GGCGGGAUCUUUGCCCGGUCCUACGGAUGACUAGUUUCAGAUGCUUCAGCCUACUUUUGGUGGUUCGCACGGCACUGACUGACGCCUUGCGACUAGCCAUAGGUGACCGACUUCCUCACCUUGAUCACCUUGCCUACCUUUAACAGGGUAUCUUGUGUAAUAAAUACCCUGGCCCUCGCAGUCAUUCCAAAACAAGUCUAAGAUCCAUCGUAUCCUCGGUACUUUUUAGCUUCAAAUGCAUUCCGAGGCCGGCCUUCCUGCUCGGCCGCUUCCCUAACACGGCCAGCACCACGAGCACGCAGAACAACAAAAAAGGUAUUUGCUUCCUGCUGCCUGUUGACCCUGCCCGCUCGUCCUUUAUAAACCGAACUUGCCAUUUGGAAAUUCAAUCUCGAGGUGUUCCCAACAUCGCCCCGCCUACUGCUUUGCCGCGCACCGUACCCAACAACAAACAACAUAGCCAAGAUGAAUUGCAGCGUUUGCCACCGGCCGCAUAAUGUGAACAAGUUGCCGUUUCUUUGCGCCGUUGAUGCGAGGAACCAUGUCUACGAGUGCCGAGUAGAGCUCGCUCAAGCUCUGAUCCAGAAUGAAGAAGCCGAGCAAGAGGUCAACACCACCAUCGUGGCAAGCGAGUCAAACGAGGCGAACGGGUCCGCUGCGUCGCUCCCCAGAGCCCGCCUCGACUGGUUGAAGUCGGAAGAGGAGGCCACCGCCGACAGGACGAGCCAGAUCAUCGCCCAGGCCGACCGGCUCAAGGCCGAGAUUGAUGCGGCACGCAGCGAGAUCGAGGCCAAGAAGGAGUCCAUCGCCCUCAGAAAGUCGGACUUGGAGGCAGUGUCGACGGGCAUCGCUGCCAGGAGGAGCAGGCAGCUGGAAGAGGCGGAGAGGGCUAUUCACAGGACAAAAUACAAAUGGAACCGUAGCGCCGACACAAUGGCGGCAACAAGGGCAUUCCUCUGCGACGAAGCCGCCCGGCUCUAUGGCCUCCGCCAGGUGAAGAAGGGCAGUGCCAAACGAUACGAGAUUGGCGGCGUCGAGAUCGUCGAGCUACAUGCCAUGAACAAUGUGGCGCCCGAGGUGAUUUCUACGUCGCUUGCGCACAUCGCGCACAUACUGGUACUCGCCUCCCAUUAUUUGGCCAUUCGAUUGCCCUCCGAGAUCACGUUGCCCCGCCGUGAAUAUCCGCGUCCAACCAUCUUCUCGCUUGCGUCGUCAUACAGGCACGGCGAAAUCCCAUUUCCUGGGUCAGCCCUCUCGUCCCAGAUUCCGUCUGGUGCAACGCGCGAUGCCGAACCGAAACAGCAUGUCCCGCGCCCCCGACCGCUCUUUAUCGACAGGCCCCUUGCGAUCCUGGCAAAGGAAGACCCGUCAGUCUACUCCCUCUUCCUCGAGGGAGUGUCUCUCCUCGCCUACGAUAUUGCCUGGGCAUGCUGCUCACAAGGCGUCUCUUUUGGCGACAAGGACUCCUACGAGGACAUGUGCAACAUGGGACAGAAUUUAUGGCGGCUCCUUAUUGGCGAUCAGCUGCACCGGCGGUCUGUCGAGCCCGUCUUUCCGUCCUCUCUAACACCCCCCGUAGGCAGCCCCGUGAAGGAUGGCGACGUUGUCGAGGCCACCAAGCCCAAAUCAAUGAUUGGCCGCUGGUCCCACGGGACGGCACACACCUUCCUCGGCGGUGCUGAGGGCACAGAGUUCAUUCGCAACUUCAAGAUCCUGAGCCCGCUGAAGCUCGUGGAUCGGCUGAAGAAGCGGCUCUCGAGCGAGGCGCCAAUGCUGGAGUGGGAGAAAAUCGAGGGCGACGAGCUAGAGGACGGGUUCGAAGACGGAGUUUUAGUAAGAGGCCAUGGACGCAGUGGGUCUGGGAGUCGGGCCACGGAGCUCCUUGGAGCUGCCAGUGUCAUGACUGUUCGGACUUUUGGCACGAGUGCGGGCAUCUCGGAAAAUGGCGCCAGCACAGCCAAAGGCACGAGCGGCUGGACGAAACUGAAGAACAGAUAGGAAGUCGGUGAUACGAUAAAUCUUUGUCAUGUUUGUUGACUGGGGCUUUGCUCGUCGCAGGCCCCAGUUUCAAUCACAAGCUGGGCCAUUCCUAGAGGUUGGUUCUACACGGCCUUGCUGCUUUCGUCUUACCGGCUAUGUCGGCCAGAGGGCUAGAGUCCGAGUCGUUCAUCUAUGCCUGGCAGGAUUCGCACUCGUCUAUCCCGAGCUGGAAACAAGGCCACUGGUCUGUGAAGUAUCCGCUCGAAGGCGGUGCCAAGGAAGUGCAAACUUGGAAUGAGUUUUUCAGGUACGGUAGAUGGCGAGAUCAGGAUGUGUAUAUAAGACAACGGACUGUCUCGCGACUUUGAUGUCAUAGAGUCAGUAGAAUCCAGACACAAAUAUCACAACGGUCUUCCAUCGUCUACACAGGCACGCACAUAUAUUAUCCAACAGUGUCAGCCAAGCCGAAAGGGGUAUUU
Lasiosphaeria miniovina is the source of this 2459-nucleotide messenger RNA. RefSeq names its product UV radiation resistance protein and autophagy-related subunit 14-domain-containing protein. Gene Ontology annotation, molecular function: SNARE binding. The transcript is spliced from 2 exons. The record is from RefSeq and is a predicted model, not a curated record. Lineage: Eukaryota; Fungi; Ascomycota; Sordariomycetes; Sordariales; Lasiosphaeriaceae. Gene Ontology annotation, biological process: SNARE complex assembly. Gene Ontology annotation, cellular component: lytic vacuole; endosome. The coding region runs from base 466 to 1998 and encodes 510 amino acids.